Molecule: messenger RNA, 3837 nt
Organism: Triticum turgidum subsp. durum (durum wheat)
Lineage: Eukaryota; Viridiplantae; Streptophyta; Magnoliopsida; Poales; Poaceae
Source: the annotation of a GenBank genome assembly
AUGGAAGUGGCUGCAGUAGAGGAGAGCGAUGGAGGAACCAGUGCUGCACCAGCGGAACUACCCAAGCGUGAGGGUGCAGUGGUCGCUGAAACUGAUGAUACGUCAGCAGAGCAGCCAUGCAAGCAUUUCUCCAUAUGGCAGCGAGUCAGCACUAGGAGCGCUGACAGGCUCGCUAGCUGCGACAGACACAUCAGCGGGUAUGUUUCUCAGAAGAUGGAUGCAAAAUUCUGCUCUCUAUCUCAGAGUUUCAGUGCUCAGAAACAACUGGAUGAACGCCAUAACAGUUUGCGCCCGUUCUCAGUAGCAAAGUUUCGACGAUGGGAUUGCUCCGUGUGCUUGGAUGAGAUGAAAAUCUUAGAUGACAGAACAACAUCUAGAGCAGUUUUUACGGCGAAGAAUGUCUCAAGGGAUGGUUGCUCUAUUAGAUUUGUUCAGAGCACUUUAGUGCCUACUAGCGUUGAUUUCAGAAGCUUAUUUCCCUGCACACAACUGUUAGCUCAAGAGAAGAAUCCUGAUAGAUCAGCACUUCUGAAGAGUAACAUAGAAAACAAUUCCAAAUGCAACUCACAUUAUGAGGCGAAUACUGAUCCACCCAUGAAAGAUUUACAGGGGCCGUCAACUAAUCAAGUUACAAUCGCAAAUAUCUCAGAUAAUGCUUCUGUGGAUAUCAUGGCCUUACCUGAAGAUUCCCAGAUUAGAGUAAGCAGAGAAGGAAAUGCCAUUGCAAUCCCAUCCAGUUCAAAACUUAGUGAAGCAAGUAUGAAGCUUGAUGCAGAAGAAAAUGGGAAAAACAAGGAGGUACUGAGUGUUGACCACACUAUUCCCAAAGUUGCUAAACCAAUAUCUGGGCAGAAAGGUGAUCAGGUCGGUAACAGUGGUCCGUGUGAAGAAGCAGCUCCAAAAAGAAGUAUUGGAUCUACAUGUAAGAAGAAGAAGAAAGGGAAACGUAUUGCACAGGUUGGCAGUUCAGAUGUAAAAGUCGGUCGGAGAAAGCAAAUAAAGCUUCGGCUGCUAUCAGAAAUCAUCAAUACUGAUCCGGUCGGGGGUUCUAGAAGUGGUAUUGAAGUUAAUGGCGAAAAGGUUGCUGAUCUCUGCGAGGAUGAUAGAAGUACGGAUGAUGUUCCUUCUGUUGACCAACAGGCAGUGGGAGAAAUCUUGUCAAAAACUACGAAGAACGUGGCAAAAGACAAAGGAGUUGAUGUUGAAGAUGAUGAAUCUUCACUUAUGAAUUGGAUGAAGAGAAUACCGAAGAGAUUAAGAACUGAGAAGAAAGAUUCAGAACACAAGGAUUGUGAUUCUUCUGCUUCAAAAUCUACUGCAGAUGUAUUUGCCUCUAAGGAUACGCAUCAAGAUUUUCCAUCCUCAGGUUGGAAAUUGAGCAAGAAAAAUACCCUACCUACUACCAGUAUGCAGCAAGGUGAUGAAAAUAUCCAGAAUGAUAAUCUUGAGAGAAAUACACAGAGCACAGAUGACAUGAGGCGAAUGGAAGCUGAGACCUCCACAGAGAGGUUCUUAUCAAAUGUAAAAACCGUUAGUUUGAGUAAGAGGAAAAUGCCUCCAACUGCCAGUAUCCAGCAUGAUGGUGUUGUUCCUGUUAGCCGACAGAUGUUGAGAGAAAUAUCGUCAAAAACUGCUAAGAAGAAGGCAAAAUACAAAGGAGUUGAUGCUGUUGAUGCUGAGGGGUCUUCGCUUAUGGAUUGGAUGAAAAGAAUUCCGAAGAAAUUAAGAACCGAGAAAAAGGACACGGAAUACAAGGAUAAUGAUUCUUCUGCUGCUAAUUCAAAAUAUAAUACUGUUGAUAAAGUUGCUUUGAAAGGUGUUCAAGAUGAUUUUAUAUCCUCAGCUCAGGAGUUGAGCAAGAGAAAAAUACCACCUACUGCCAGCACUAGGGAAGGUGAUGAAAGUAUUCAGAACGAUAAUCUGGAGAGAGAUACGCAGAACACAAAUGGCAUGUGUGAAACUGAAUCCGAUAAUUGUAGGCAGAGGUCCUUGUCAAAGGUAAAAAAGAUGAGUUUGUGUAAGAGGAAAAUUCCUUCAACUGUCAAUGCGGAACAUGAUGAUGUCAACACUGAAGAGACGGCUGUACUCAGGACAGAUGAUCAAUGCCAAAUGGUACCCAGAAAGUCUGUGCAGCGGCGCCUGAAGAAGGUUUCUCCAGGUAAGCAUGUUAUCCGGAACGUGACUGCCUUUGAGCAGAAACUACCUAAGAAGAGAAAUAAAAAAAAGCAAGAAGUGAUGCACGAAAAAAAUGCCAUGACAGAUGACAUUCCAAUGGAUAUUGUUGAACUGCUUGCAAGAUGUCAGGAUAAGAGACCACUGAUAACUGAGACUGAUUCUGCUGAUAUUAGUCAUACUCAAUCCAAGACAAUGGAAGAUGAAGAUUGUACUAUAAUAGCUGCCGAGGAUGGUCCAAAUUAUGUGUCAAGUGUGAUUGACACCACUUCACAGCAGAAGCGGCCUUUGGAACCAGAUAGUUACCAGAAUGCAUUGCAGAAUCGUGUAGCAGCCACCACACACGCUACUCAUACGCAUGCUCUCAAAUUACAGACUCCUGGUCAUGUAAUGUCUACCCAGGAACCACAGGCACAUUCGGGCAUGGGAGAAUUAGUCACUAUUGCUGCAACCUCGCCACUAUUAUCACCAGACAAGGAUCAGCCUCUUGCCGAAGCAACACCUGAGCGCUGGAGCCAUAUGGGAGCAAAGAAGUCGAUGUGGGAACCUUUCAAGGCACUUCCAAGGGAUUUAUCAACCACAACAGGUUGUGCUCAGUUCAGACCUAGCAUUGACACGGUUGAUUUAACUUAUACUGAUGUGGCGGGAGCUAAUCGUUAUUAUCCCACUCGCCAGCCAGUAAUUUCGACACUUGACCACUAUACAAAUAGAGCAGUUAACUCAGUCCAGGCAAGAAGUUUUCCAAGUUCAGUGUCAACCAUGGAAGCUGGUAACCUGUGUGAUGGAAGAAAUGUUGGACAUUCAGGUUUUUAUCCAAGAGAAAUCAUGCCUGCUACUCAUCCCCUGAGAUUGACCGAGUCACCAAUGUUAGCCAGUUUCAACUAUGAAGGGUCUAGCAGGAACCAGAUGGAAUUUCAACUUCGGAAUUCACACUAUGCACAGGAUCAGUCCAUCGGAUCAGCUAGCACACCGUAUGGAGCACAGAAUCAGUACAUAGGAUCAGCUAGCACAUUGUGCGAAGCACACAAUCAUUACAUGGGAUCAACUAGCUCAUUGUGUGGAGCACACAAUCAGUACAUUGGAUCAGCUAGCACACCGUAUGGAAGUAACCUAAAUGGCAUGGGAUCAGCUAGCACGCAGUAUGGAAGUAACCUAAAUGGCAUGGGAUCAGGUAGCACAUCCUAUGGAAGUAACCUAAAUGGAAGGAUUCCAUUGACGCUAGAGGAUUUAUCACGUCAUCCGCUCCAGCCAAAUUUGCACAGACCGUUACGUCCACUUCCUAGAGUUGGUGUGCUCAGUUCCUUGCUGCAGAAGGAAAUUGCAGACUGGUCAGAGAGCUGUGGGACACAGUCAGGUUACAAAAUAGGGGUGUCCAAAGGGAUAACAUCGAUUGAUAUAAACAGAAGGGGGAAUGUUGAGGCAUUGAACUCAGGGAUGUAUUCAGCAGCAUGGAAUGCGCGGCGGUUGAGUUCUGUUAGUUCCAGUCCAGGAUUUUCUUCAGUCAGGAAUGGUACUGCUCAGUCUUGGACCAGAGAUCAAGGGAGAAUGGCCAAUCCCAAUCCCUUGGAUAGGUUGGUAAGACAGGAUAUCUGUGUGACCAACAGAAAUCCAUGUGAUUUUACUACAAUUAGUGAUGACAAUGAGUAUAUGAGGGCGGACAUUUGA